CCCUGGCCCCGCCCCUGCCCCGCCCUCCGGGGAGAGGGAGCGGCGUGGGCGCCGCGGCCCGGAGCUCAGAGCCGGGAUCGCAGAGCGGAGCGCGCCGCGGGCGGCCGACGCGGGACCAUGGGCUCCAUGUUCCGGAGCGAGGAGGUGGCGCUGGUCCAGCUCUUCCUGCCCACAGCUGCUGCCUACACCUGUGUGAGCCAGCUCGGCGAGCUGGGCCUCGUGGAGUUCAGAGACCUCAACGCGUCAGUGAGCGCCUUCCAAAGACGCUUCGUGAUGGAUGUUCGGCGCUGCGAGGAGCUGGAGAAAACCUUCACCUUCCUGCAGGAGGAGGUGUGGCGGGCUGGGCUGGCGCUGUCCCCGCCUGAGGGCGCGCUGCCCGCGCCGCCGCCCCGCGACCUGCUGCGCAUCCAGGAGGAGACGGAUCGCCUGGCGCAGGAGCUCCGGGAUGUGCGGGGCAACCAGCAGACCCUGCGGGCCCAGCUGCACCAGCUGCAGCUCCACGAGGCCGUGCUGGGCCAGGGCCACUGCCCUCCGUUGGUGGCCACUGACACAGAUGGGUCUUCAGAAAGGACCCCCCUGCUCCAGGACCCCAGGGGGCCGCACCAGGACCUGAGGGUCAACUUUGUGGCAGGUGCCGUGGAGCCGCACAAGGCCGCCGCCCUGGAGCGCCUGCUCUGGAGGGCCUGCCGCGGCUUCCUCAUUGCCAGCUUCCGGGAGACAGAGCAGCCGCUGCAGGACCCGGUGACGGGCGAGCCUGCGACCUGGAUGACCUUCCUCAUCUCCUACUGGGGCGAGCAGAUCGGGCAGAAGAUUCUCAAGAUCACUAACUGGUUCGAGGAGCAGGAGGAGGCCCGGCACGCAGCCCUGCAGCAGCUGCAGCAGCAGAGCCACGAGCUGCUGGAGGUCCUGGGGGAGACGGAGCGCUUCCUGAGCCAGGUGCUGGGCCGCGUGCAGCGGCUGCUGCCGCCCUGGCAGGUGCAGAUCCACAAGAUGAAGGCCGUGUACCUGGCGCUGAACCAGUGCAGCGUGAGCGCCACGCACAAAUGCCUCAUCGCCGAGGCCUGGUGCGCGGCCCGCGACCUGCCCGCGCUGCAGCAGGCGCUGCAGGACAGCUCGAGCGAGGCAGGUGUGAGCGCUGUGGUGCACCGCAUCCCCUGCCGGGACAUGCCCCCCACGCUCGUCCGCACCAACCGCUUCACGGCCAGCUUCCAGGGCAUCGUGGACGCCUAUGGUGUGGGCCGCUACCAGGAGGUCAACCCGGCGCCCUACACCGUCGUCACCUUCCCGUUCCUGUUCGCCGUGAUGUUUGGCGACGUGGGCCACGGCCUGCUCAUGUUCCUCUUCGCCCUGGCCAUGGUGCUGGCUGAGAACCGGCCGGCCGUGAAGGCGGCGCAGAACGAGAUCUGGCGCACCUUCUUCGGCGGCCGCUACCUGCUCCUGCUAAUGGGCCUGUUCUCCGUCUACACCGGCUUCAUCUACAACGAGUGCUUCAGCCGUGCCACCGUCAUCUUCCGCUCGGGCUGGAACGUGUCGGCCAUGGUUGACCAGUCUGGCUGGAGCGAUGAGUUCCUGGCGCAGCAUCCGCUGCUCACCCUGGACCCCAACGUCUCCGGCGUCUUCCGGGGACCCUACCCCUUCGGCAUCGACCCCGUCUGGAGCCUGGCCGUCAACCACCUGAGCUUCCUCAACUCUUUCAAGAUGAAGAUGUCCGUCAUCCUGGGGGUCACCCACAUGGCCUUCGGGGUGGUCCUGGGAGUCUUCAACCACUUGCACUUCCGCCAGCCGUACCGGCUGCUGCUGGAGACGCUGCCCGAGCUGGUCUUCCUGCUGGGACUGUUCGGCUACCUCGUUUUCCUGGUCUUCUACAAGUGGCUGUGCUACACGGCCGCCAGCGCCGCCUCAGCCCCCAGCAUCCUCAUCCACUUCAUCAACAUGUUCCUCUUCUCCCAGAGCCCCACCAACCGGCCACUCUUCACCGGGCAGGAGCUGGUGCAGUCCGCUCUGGUGGUCCUGGCCCUGGCCAUGGUGCCUGUCCUGCUGCUUGGCACGCCCUUGUUCCUGUUCAGGCAGCACCGCCGCCGAUCACGGAAGAGGCCCACUGGCCGACAGCUGGAUGAGGACCAGACUGGGCUUCUGGACUCCUCCAACGCGUCCGAGGCUGCCUGGGGCUCUGAUGAGGAGAAGGCGGGCUGCCCGGGGCCCGAAGAAGAGGCUGAGUUUGUCCCCUCCGAGGUGUUCAUGCAUCAGGCCAUCCACACCAUCGAGUUCUGCCUGGGCUGCAUCUCCAACACGGCCUCGUACCUGCGCCUCUGGGCCCUGAGCCUGGCCCACGCCCAGCUGUCGGAGGUGCUGUGGGCCAUGGUGAUGCGCACGGGCCUGCGCAUGGGCAACAAGAUAGGCGUGAUGGCCGUGGUGCUGGUCCCCAUCUUUGCCGCCUUCGCUGUGCUGACGGUGGCCAUCCUGCUGGUGAUGGAGGGGCUCUCGGCCUUCCUGCACGCACUGCGGCUGCACUGGGUGGAGUUCCAGAACAAGUUCUACUCAGGCACUGGCUACAAGCUGAGCCCGUUCUCCUUCGCCGUGGAGGAGUAGCGCCCAGCUGUGGCCAUGCCCACGACCCCUGCUCUCCCCUCGCUGAGGCAGGAAAGGAAUAAAGAACAGCAAGCUCAGGA
Molecule: messenger RNA, 2669 nt
Organism: Equus quagga
Lineage: Eukaryota; Metazoa; Chordata; Mammalia; Perissodactyla; Equidae
Gene: TCIRG1
Product: T cell immune regulator 1, ATPase H+ transporting V0 subunit a3
Exons: 20
Coding region: 118-2589 (823 amino acids)
Biological process (GO): proton transmembrane transport; vacuolar acidification
Cellular component (GO): vacuolar proton-transporting V-type ATPase, V0 domain; plasma membrane; vacuolar proton-transporting V-type ATPase complex
Molecular function (GO): proton-transporting ATPase activity, rotational mechanism; ATPase binding
Source: RefSeq, a predicted model, not a curated record